This is a messenger RNA of Giardia duodenalis, 2334 nucleotides long. RefSeq names its product Kinesin-8. The transcript has a single exon. Lineage: Eukaryota; Fornicata; Diplomonadida; Hexamitidae. Bases 1 to 2334 code for a protein of 777 amino acids. Gene Ontology annotation, molecular function: ATP binding; microtubule motor activity; microtubule binding. Gene Ontology annotation, biological process: microtubule-based movement. The record is from RefSeq and is a predicted model, not a curated record.
AUGGAUGACCCCGAAGCGGACUCUUUCCCUCUCGGCUCGUUUUACGUCGUCGUGCGGGUCCGUCCCUUCAACAGCAAGGAACUGGCCCAGGCAGACACCCGCGACGUCGUCUCUGUCGUCGACGCCGAGCGGCUCGUCUUCGACCCAAAGCCCCGCCACACAGCGGCGCACAACCCUGGCGCCCACAGAUACCGUGACACAAUGUUUUCGUACAGUCACGUGUUCGGCACAGAGUCCACAAAUCGACAGAUAUACGAGGACACAGGCCGGCGUCUCAUUCGGCCAGCUCUCGACGGCUACAACUGCUCCAUUUUUGCUUACGGAGCCACCGGUGCAGGAAAGUCUCACACAAUGUCUGGCUCGGAUGCAUCUGGGCCAGGAGUCAUCCAAAAUACUCUUCGAGACCUUUACGAAGAAAUCGCAGUUCGCAGGGCGCAGAAUUGGCAAGUUUCGGUUUAUCUUUCAUACUUUGAGAUCUAUAAUGAGAACGUUCGCGACCUCCUGAGCACUACGCCGGCAAAAACCCUUGCGCUCCAGGACAGAGGCAGCGAGACAAUCAUUGUCGAUCUAACAGAACACCAGCCAGAUAGCUCCGAUCAUGUUCUGCAGAUCAUUCACAAGGCAUCCCAUGCACGCACGCAGGCGGCUACUGCGGAAAAUGCAACGAGCUCGCGCUCGCACGCCAUUCUACAGCUUCGCAUAGAGCAGAAAAGCAUGGACACACAGCAGGAGCUUAUCAGCAAGCUUUCUCUGAUAGAUCUGGCUGGCUCCGAGCGGGCGAAGAAGACCUCAGCGACAGGAGAGAGGCUCAUUGAAGGCAUCAAUAUCAACAAGAGCCUUCUGGUCCUGGGGAGCUGUAUCAAUGCACUCGUGCAAGCAAGCAAUAAGCGAUCUAACGCAAAUAUUGCAGCUGCACUUCAAACCACGACGUACAUUCCAUAUAGAAAUUCCAAGCUUACACGCAUUUUGAAGGACUCCUUGGGCGGUGCUAGCAAGACAAUUAUGAUUGCAAACGUAUCACCGGCCGCAUACCACUUUGAUGAUACCUAUUCCACCCUAAUGUAUGCCAGCAGAGCCAAGGCCAUAAAGGUCAACGCGACGCGGCACAUAAAGUCCGCAGUGUAUUCUAAAGCAGAGCUGGCCAAUCGGGUUUCGAUGCUAACGCUAGAGAAUGAACGGCUGAAGAAAGAGGUUGCAACACUACAGGCUAUGAUUCACCAGACCACGCUGCCAUCCAGAAGCGAUAGUAAGCAAGACCAGCUCCCCCAAGAUGAGCCUGAAAUUUUGGGGUCGACUGUCCUGGAUUCUGUGUCUCUCCACGGACUAAUUAAGGAUUUCGGCGCGGAGGUCUAUAAGCUUAUCCAGGAGGUCAACCUAAAUAAGCAACGGCUGUUCGAUGUGAAGUAUCAACUGGCUAUAGCAAAGGUGGAACGUGCCCAGUGCGAAAAGGGGGUAAUGAAGGGCCCGGGCUCUGCUGGGCGAUUACUCAAGUACAACACUAAAAUAUCAGACCUUAACGCUAAAAUACACAAGCUGCGCGACUUGCUAUCCCAUCUAGAUCUGCAAUGUAAGUCCAGAUUUCGCGAUGUUGAUGCUCUGAAGGCACAAAUUAAAGAGAUUCCUAAUACAUCGCUUCAGGAGAUGUUACUGGACAUUCUAAAGUUAUCGUCGAUGUCUCUUCGAGUCGAGAAUUUGAGAACAAACGAAAGCCUUCUCACAACGCAUAUCUCUAGAAUGAAUACAUCUAUUAACGAAUGUAGGGAAGUGAUAAAUGUGGCUGCACUGCGAUCUGUUGAAGAUCUGUACACGAUGGCAACGCUAGCAGACGAGAAAAUGGCUCAGGAGACAUGGGAGGCAUUCAACUCCAAGUUAAAUAGUAUUCUCUUCCUUACAAGCAACUACUUUGAAGACAUCAAAGGUCAGGAGACAGGCCCUUCAGCAGCAAUCCCAGAAGCAGCAAAUAAAAAGGCAGACGCCGUCAUACCAAUAAGAGCUGUAGGUGCAUCUCUGUCCACAAGGCAACCGACCGAAGAAGGUACUAUGGGCAUGUCGCUGGGAAUGAGCGCUCAUGCCUCAACCAUGGACCUGACAAGGAGGAGCAUAGUCGAUUCACAAUGGGCUAGCAGCCAGGGAACAAGCUCCUUAAAGCCGGCUUCAGAACUCAGAUCGUACAAGGAAGAGUUUGCUGACCUUUAUCGGGCGUACAGUCAAUGUCAGACCCCACAGCUAGGAAGCUCUAGGGCACGCACUCCGCUGUCUGGGCGCUCUGAACGGCCGUAUCGGCGGCAGGGCACCAGGCAAGUGUCUUUUAGAGACCCUCCGCCCCGUAGUUAG